GGCCUUGGCACCUGUUCCAGAAUCAAGAAACAUGCAUUAAAUCCACGUUCACGCUUCAACGCUGCCCGACUCUGACUGGAAGGCAUACAGAGCCUAGAUUCGAGGAAACUUCGGCAUUUGUUUGCCCCACAUUGAUCAGGUUCUGGCAGCUGUUCUGGCACCUCGGCGGGACGGUGCACACGCCAAAAUGCGUUGGCCGCCUCCGUAUAAAGUCCUUCCGACAAUUCAACAGCACAUCCGGUUUCCUUCGUCUGCGGUUUCCCCGCCGCCCCCACGCAGCGUCCUGACUGUCUUGAGAUCCUCUGUCGUCCAUGCCUAUCCCAGAGUGGACCAUUGCUGAUUUUAUUCACCAUGGUCCUUGGUGGAGAAACAAAAGCAUUUUGUUGCUAAAUCUCUAUCUGGUCCUACCUUUACUCUCAGCGGCAACCAACGGGCUGGAUUCAUCGAUGCUCAAUGGCUUGCAGAUCUUACCUGGCUGGCAGGACUAUUUUCACACACCGACAAGCAAAACUUUGGGUCUUGUCAAUGCAGCUAACUGCAUUGGUGCCCUCGUCGGCAUACCCAUCACUCCCAUAUUCAGCGAUCUCGUUGGACGGAGAAUGACACUUUUCAUGGGCGGUGUCAUCAUGCUUGCAGGCAUCAUUAUGCAAGCUAUGGCAUCCACCGUGUAUAUUUUCAUUGGGGCUAGGAUCAUCGGCGAGUGCGGUUUUGGCAUGGCUUUCACUGUAAACGCAGCACCGUUGCUUAUUAGCGAGCUAGCAUAUCCGACACAGCGUGGGAAAUUGAGCUCGCUCUUCAACACAAUGUGGUACUUCGGUAGCAUUGUUUCUGCGUGGAUAUGCUUAGGAGCUUAUGAUCGUGCCGGUGCUACGGUUUGGUCAUGGCGGGCACCCGUGUUGGUGCAGCUGGUCAUCCCCACUCUGCAAAUCUCGCUAAUAUGGCUUACCCCGGAGAGCCCAAGAUAUCUUGUGUCCAAGGGCUUGGAGUCUCAAGCUGCACGGAUUCUUGCAAAGUACCACUCCACCAGCAACGAUGAACGAGACCCUCUCGUAGUCUUCGAGAUGGCACAGAUUCGACACGCCUUGAAACUGGAGAAGGAAAUUUCAAGCGGAACUUCGUACUGGACAUGUUUCUCGACAGCAGGAAAUAGGAAGCGUAUGACCGUCAUUUUCGCGAUUGCACUCUUCUCGCAGUGGAGUGGAAACGGCCUUGUCUCCUACUACAUCAACAUGGUUCUCAAUGGCGUUGGCAUCACGAGUACUCGGACCAAAGCAGCGAUCAAUGGCGGACUGCAGGUGUUUAACUUAGCCAGUGCCAUCUGCGGUGCAUUGCUCGUGGAUAAGCUUGGCCGUAGAAAAGUCUUUUUAGUCUCAAACAUCGGCAUGCUCAUCGCCUUUUCUAUGUGGACACUUACUACAGCCCUAUUCGAUGUAUCACAAAACGCAGCGGCUGCCAAAGCCACCGUUCCGCUCAUUUUUCUCUAUUAUUUCUUCUACGACUUCGCUUAUACGCCCAUGCUCAUCUCGUACACGCUUGAAAUUCUACCAUACAAAAUCCGUGCCAGAGGUUUUGCCAUCAUGAACUUCACUGUUUAUGCUGCGGUUGCGUUCAACCAAUUUGUCAAUCCGUGGGCCCUUGAAGCUUUGGGUUGGAGAUAUUACCUGGUCUACUGCGGGUGGUUGGUUCUUGAGUUGCUAUUUAUCAUGGUUUACAUUAUCGAAACUAGAGGGAGAACGUUGGAAGAAACGGCUGCUCUGUUCGAUGGAGAAAAGGGACCACAAGAGAUCGAGGAAAAAGGAGGCGAAGCCGCGACCAUGACUAUGAACCAGCUCACCUCUCGGACAGGCAAGCGUGAAAAGGGUUUGGCCGAAGAAGAGUACUUUGAACUACAGGAGGGUAGCGGUUUCCACCUACCCAGUACAAGGCCGCCAUCGCAGAUGGAUUCACAGUCAGAGGAGUCGGCCAUCGCAUUAUCUGUUUAA
This is a messenger RNA of Coniophora puteana RWD-64-598 SS2, 1982 nucleotides long. Its product is annotated as general substrate transporter. Gene Ontology annotation, biological process: carbohydrate transport; transmembrane transport. NCBI's taxonomy places the organism in Eukaryota, Fungi, Basidiomycota, Agaricomycetes, Boletales, Coniophoraceae. The record is from RefSeq and is a predicted model, not a curated record. Gene Ontology annotation, cellular component: membrane. Gene Ontology annotation, molecular function: carbohydrate:proton symporter activity. The coding region runs from base 312 to 1982 and encodes 556 amino acids. The transcript is spliced from 17 exons.